AUGGAUCCCUCCCAAGUCAAGAUCCCGCCGAUGAAAGACCUCACGGUCGACAACAUCACCGAGAAUGUGAUCACGAUCAAUUCCCUCUGCGAAGAUCAGCGCAUGAAAUACAUCCUCGAGCGCCUCGUCACACACCUCCACGACUUCGCCCGCGAAACCCGCCUCAGCAGCGACGAAUGGAUGACUGGUCUCCGCUUCCUGACCGAAGUCGGCCAAAUCUGCACCGAUGUGCGUCAGGAGUUCAUUCUUCUCUCCGAUGUCUUGGGUCUCUCGAUCCUCGUCGAUUCAAUUGACCACCCAAAGCCCCCGGGCUCCACCGAGGGUACGGUACUGGGUCCCUUCCACACCCACGACGCCGAGGAGAUGCCGGCGGGCGAAUCCAUGUCUCACGACCCCAAGGGCGAGCCCCUGCUGGUCGUUUGCAACCUCCGUGAUACCCAAGGUAAGCCCAUCGAGGGUGUCAAGAUCGAUAUCUGGGAGACCGACUCGACGGGCCACUACGAUGUGCAGUAUGCCGGACGCGAGGGACCCGAUGGGCGCUGCAUUAUGCGCUCGGAUAAGGAUGGUGUCUUUUGGUUCCAUGCUAUUACGCCCGUCCCAUACCCGAUCCCUCACGACGGACCCGUGGGCAAGCUGCUGAAGAAACUGCAUCGUCAUCCCUUCCGCCCAUCCCAUAUGCACUUUAUGUUCCAGAAGGAGGGUUAUGACCACUUGAUCACUGCUCUGUACCUCCGCAAUGAUCCCUAUGAAACCUCCGAUGCCGUCUUCGGCGUCAAGGAUUCUCUCACCGUCGACAUUGGCAAGGCUGGACCUGAGAUCGCCAAGAAGUAUAAUGUCCCCGAGGGCCAUGCGCUGCUCACCUAUGACUUCGUACUCGUUUCCGAGGCCGAGACGAGCGAGUUACGCGCAAAGAACUCCAAGAUUGCCCUUGAUGCUCUUGGUCGGAAGGUGAAGAUCGUGAACGGACUGCCUGUGCCGGAUCUGGAUUAA
Messenger RNA from Penicillium maclennaniae, 990 nucleotides. Its product is annotated as intradiol ring-cleavage dioxygenase. The record is from RefSeq and is a predicted model, not a curated record. Bases 1 to 990 code for a protein of 329 amino acids. Gene Ontology annotation, molecular function: catechol 1,2-dioxygenase activity; ferric iron binding. The transcript has 2 exons. Gene Ontology annotation, biological process: catechol-containing compound metabolic process. NCBI's taxonomy places the organism in Eukaryota, Fungi, Ascomycota, Eurotiomycetes, Eurotiales, Aspergillaceae.